This is a messenger RNA of Acanthoscelides obtectus, 306 nucleotides long. NCBI's taxonomy places the organism in Eukaryota, Metazoa, Arthropoda, Insecta, Coleoptera, Chrysomelidae. The record is from the annotation of a GenBank genome assembly.
AUGAGAAGGCUACGUGAAUCAAGGCGACAGGAUCCAGAGAAGUAUGAAGAAGACAAGCGAAAAGAACGGGAACGGUAUUACCGGAGAAAAGAAGCUGGCCAAAUUAAAACCAUUGACCAAAUGUCAGAAAGAGAAAAACGGAAUCAAAGGAAAGAGUGGCGGAAUAGAAGUAAAAAACACUAUCUUGGAAAGAAAAAUGCAAAGGAGCUCGAGCUUAAAUUACAAGAAAACUCACCACCUGCCACUCCAAUCCCGGAAGAACUAAUGGCUGAAGCACUAUUGAUGAAAUACUUCAAGAAAGGAUGA